AAGCACUAGUUGUGAUGAUUAUAUUUAUCUUGUUUAAAAUAAAUAUCUUUCACAAUUUUCCACAAAACAGGUUUCCUUUGAAGAUGAUGAAAGCAUUCAAUGCAAGUUAGAACAGUUUAUUUCCGGUACGAAGCCAGGAUUCAGGCAAAGCAGAUCCCUGUUCUUGACAUGGUUAGAUUUCAAGGGAUGCGAGAUGCAACAUAUACCCCGAUAUCAAUCACCUCGAAAAGAAGUGCAUCGCUAAAACGCGGCAAAUAAAUGAGUUACAAGGGGAAAUUCAGAAUUUGAAAGAAAAACUGGUAAAUAAAGACAGGCAGAUUGCAGAUAUGCAGGCAAACCAAAACAGAAUGUAUGCAGAGAAUGAUAGUCUAAUGCUCAGAGUGAAAAUGACAGAACAGACAGCAGCAAGGGCUUCCCUACCAAAGGAAUCUCGGGUUGCUGCAAAGAAACAGCUUUUGCAGGAAACGGUUACACCAGCAAACAAUGCCAGAUUCGAUAAGACAGCAGAAACUGAAACUUUAGCCGAAAUAGCAGAAAAUAUGACGGUGGCAGUUGUGGAAUAUACAAACCAGAGUGUGUAUAUUGGAGAAAUGGAGGGAAACAUGAUGACCUUUGCCCGUCGGCCAGUCGGAAAACUAACAAGUUCUCUCAACAGAAUCGGUCAAUGGCGAAGUCGGGAAUCUAGUCUUGGUCUUUCGAGAGCCAUUCCAGUAUGCUAAGCUCUUACCAUACAUAACUCAUUAUUAAAGUUCUUCCUGUGAUUUCUGUGAUGAAGUUUUUUAUUUAUCCACUCCUCUGUGCAUAA
Mya arenaria is the source of this 805-nucleotide messenger RNA. RefSeq lists its product as uncharacterized. The transcript is spliced from 8 exons. The record is from RefSeq and is a predicted model, not a curated record. Bases 327 to 719 code for a protein of 130 amino acids. NCBI's taxonomy places the organism in Eukaryota, Metazoa, Mollusca, Bivalvia, Myida, Myidae.